CUGACGGAAGGAGCAAUCAGGGCUGCAGGUUUGUGGCUCAUUGGCGGCAAAAGACUAGUAAACUCAGUAAUCCACAAAUGCAUAAUCUGCCGCAAGCUGCGCGGAAAACAGGAACAACAACGCAUGGCAGAUCUACCACCCGAACGCCUCAAAACAUGUCCUCCUUUCACCUACGUCGGCCUUGAUGUUUUUGGGCCUUGGACUAUAACAACAAGGCGUACCAGGGGCGGACAAGCCGAAAGCAAGCGUUGGGCUAUCAUGUUCACCUGCAUGAGUUCGAGAGCUGUGCAUAUAGAGGUGAUCGAAUCUCUAGACACAUCCAGCUGCAUUAACGCCCUACGUCGUUUCUUUGCACUAAGAGGCCCCGCCAAACAGCUGCUAUCCGAUCGUGGCACCAAUUUCAUUGGAGCUUCGAAAGAACUAGGAAUGGACAAAUCAAUGCAACAAUAUCUAUCAGAUCAAGGUUGUACCUGGGAAUUCAAUCCGCCACAUGCCUCACACAUGGGAGGCUCUUGGGAGCGCAUGAUCGGCGUCGCCCGCAGAAUCCUGGACUCCAUGCUACUUCAAAAUAAGUCGCAACUGACUCACGAAGUGUUGUCCACACUCAUGACCGGAAUCACAGCCAUCAUAAAUCCAAGACCACCCCUCCCAGUUUCCUCUGAUCCAGAGAACCCCUUUAUCCUAUCUCCCUCAACACUCCUUACACAAAAAUCUUGCCUUUUACCACCCCCUGGAGACUUCCUGGACAAAGACCUUUACACCAAGCAAUGGAGAAAAGUCCAAGCUCUUUCAAAUCAGUUUUGGACCCGCUGGAGGCGAGAGUAUUUGCCCACACUGCAACAAAGGCAGAAAUGGACCGUAUACCGCAGAAACCUCCAAGUCUGUGAUCUGGUUCUGCUUAAGGACAAGCAGGUCACACGGAACAGCUGGCCCAUGGCAAGAGUCACUGCCACUUUCCCAGGCAAGGACAAUCGAGUAAGGAAGAUCGAGGUGAAGGCAUGGGACCAAGGCUGUGUAAAGACUUUUAUGCGACCGGUUACCGAGGUUAUUCUUCUCAUGCCAAAGGACUGAAUGUAUAAUGUUUGUUUAGUACAGUGCCCUCAGGAGGCCAGGCGGGGAGUGUGUUGCCUUUAAGGCAUUUUGUUAAAU
Molecule: messenger RNA, 1149 nt
Organism: Cyprinodon variegatus (sheepshead minnow)
Lineage: Eukaryota; Metazoa; Chordata; Actinopteri; Cyprinodontiformes; Cyprinodontidae
Exons: 1
Coding region: 124-1071 (315 amino acids)
Biological process (GO): DNA integration
Molecular function (GO): nucleic acid binding
Source: RefSeq, a predicted model, not a curated record